AUGGAUGCAAGCUUGAAGUCUGAAGUUAAAAUUAUUGAAAGUGAAUCAUCUGGUAUGUCUGCUAAGGAAGUUACUCAAAGGAAUCUACUUAAAGGGGUAACUGCAGAUGAGAGUGUGGUUGUACAUGACACUUCCUCAUUGGGUGUUGUUGUGGUGAGACACUGUGGAUACACUGGAAUAGUAAAGGUCGUUGGUGAAGUUAAGAAGGGACAAUGCAGGAUUCAAGAUGUUGAUCUUGACGAUCAACCAAAUGGAGGCAGCAAUGCACUUAAUGUUAACAGCUUAAGGGUUUUGCUUCAUGGCUCAUCUAGUGCUGAAUUGUCCGGAGGAUGCCUGUCACCUCAGUCUGAUUUAGGUGAUAUUGAAAUUUCAAGAAGUCUGGUUCGUAGAAUAGUUCGAGAAAGGCUGAGUAAAUUAGAGAUGGAGGUGGUUUCCGAAAGGUCUAUCAGAUGGGAACUUGGUUCUUGUUGGAUGCAGCAUCUACAAAAGCAGGAAACACCUGCAGAUAACUGUUCUGAAACCCCCAAAGAUGAGGACAAUAAGGCAAACCAAUUGGUUAAAGGACUAGGAAAGCAAUUUAAAAUGCUGAAGAAGAGGGAAAAGAAACUAAAUAAUGCCUGUAGUCUGGAAGUUAAUGAGGAAACUGAUUCAAGAACCAGCAGCUUGGGAGACGUAAACAAUGGUGAGUCUACCAAUGAGGUGGAGUUGAAGAAAUUAAUUCCUGAAGAAGCAUUCUUACGUUUGAAAGAAACUGGGACGAGUCUUCAUUUAAAGUCGGUGGAUGAGCUAAUCAAGAUGGCACACAAGUAUUAUGAUGAUAUUGCUUUACCUAAGCUGGUAACUGACUUUGGAUCGCUUGAACUUUCACCGGUUGAUGGACGCACUCUGACUGAUUUCAUGCAUCUAAGAGGACUACAAAUGCACUCUUUGGGUCGUGUGGUUGAACUUGCGGAGAAUCUUCCUCAUAUACAAUCACUCUGUAUUCAUGAGAUGGUCACUCGAGCUUUCAAGCAUGUAUUUAAAGCUGUUAUUGCUUCUGUUGACAAUGUGGCAGACUUGUCUGCAGCAGUAGCGUCAUCUCUGAAUUUCUUGCUUGGUGCCUGCUCAAUGGAAGAUAAUGACCAAAACUCGAGCGAUGAUCACAUCAUCAAGUUGCAAUGGUUAGGGGCAUUUCUUGUGAAAAGAUUUGGUUGGAGGAUAAAAGACGAAUUCCAACACUUGAGGAAGUUAUCGAUUCUCCGAGGACUUUGCCACAAGGUUGGAUUGGAGCUUGUUACAAGAGACUAUGAUAUGGAAAGCCCAAACCCCUUUAAGAAAUCUGAUGUUAUCAGCUUGAUUCCCAUGUGCAAACAUGUAGUAUGCUCUUCUGCGGAUGGGCGAACUCUACUAGAAUCGUCCAAGAUUGCGCUAGACAAAGGGAAGCUAGACGAUGCUGUUAAUUAUGGGACACAGGCUCUAGCAAAGAUGAUAGCUAUAUGUGGUCCCUAUCAUCGAACAACUGCAGGCGCAUACAGUCUUCUAGCAGUGGUUCUUUACCACACUGGAGAUUUUAAUCAGGCAGCCAUAUAUCAACAAAAGGCUUUGGAUAUCAAUGAACGGGAGCUUGGGCUGGACCAUCCAGAUACAAUGAAAAGCUAUGGGGAUCUUUCAGUGUUUUACUAUCGGCUCCAACAAAUUGAAUUGGCACUGAAAUAUGUCCACCGUGCUUUGUUCCUUCUUCGUUUUACAUGUGGGAUGUCUCACCCAAACACAGCUGCAACUUAUAUAAAUGUGGCUAUGAUGGAAGAGGGCAUGGGAAAUGCACAUGUUGCUCUCAGAUACCUGCAUGAAGCCCUUAAAUGCAACCAAAGAUUGUUAGGAGCAGAUCACAUACAGACUGCCGCUAGCUAUCAUGCUAUAGCAAUAGCUCUUUCCAUGAUGGAAGCAUAUUCCCUCAGUGUGCAACAUGAACAAACUACACUACAGAUUCUUCAAGCCAAAUUGGGUUCAGAGGAUCUUCGUACUCAGGAUGCUGCUGCCUGGCUAGAAUAUUUUGAAUCAAAAGCCUUAGAGCUGCAAGAAGCGGCACGAAGUGGAACUCCAAAGCCCGAUGCGUCCAUUGCCAGCAAAGGUCACCUUAGUGUAUCAGAUCUCCUUGAUUACAUCAGUCCUGAUCAGGAAUCAAAAGCAGGAGAUGCACAGAGGAAACGGCGUGCAAAGGUGUUGAUGAUUAGUGAUAAAUUUCAUCAAGUGCAGCAUGAUGGACAAAAUGGUGACACCGUGACUCGCAAUGGAACAGAAACCUCAGUGGUGAUAGCAAAAAGCAACACAGAGGAGGAUAAGGAAGAUAUGGUUCUUCCCCGAGAACCCAAGGACAGCGAUAUCACUAGACUUGAUCUUACAGUUGCAGAAACUGGCACAGAAUCAAGCUCAGAUGAAGGGUGGCAAGAAGCCAAUUCAAGAGCACGAUCAGGAAAUAUUGCUGGCAGGAAAGGUUGCAGGCGACCAGAUCUUGCUAAGCUAAACAUAAAUAAUUCUGACUAUAGUUUUAGAGAUGGCAGAUACAGGAAGGAAUCCGUUUCACAGCGACAGAAAGCUACAUCCAAGACAAUUUCAACUGAAUUGUCUCCAAAGAAGCAGUCAAAGGUUCUUAGUUUGAGUACUGGUGAGGAUUUGAGUAUACUGUCAGCAAAAACUUCAAUUUGUCAAGCUUCUCCAGUAGCAAUCCCCAAAGUUUCUCCCAUUACUGCCAAUCUCACAGCCAUUGCUUCAAAAACUUUGUCAUACAAAGAAGUAGCUGUGGCACCACCAGGUACGGUUCUAAAGCCCUUACUGGAGAAAGUUGAAGAAUUAAAAGAGGAAAAAACUGAUACCCAAAUCUGCAAUAGUUUACCUGAGCCAUCAAAGGAGGAUGGAAGUGACACAAUCGCCGUAGAUGAAGCAAUACCAGAUGAUGAAGAUACAAAAGGAGUCAAGGAUUGUGAAAUUCAUGAAAUUGAGCCUGAGUUCAAAAAAUCUGCUUCAGAACUUGUGGAUGUUCCGUGUUCAGGUAAUCAGGAUAAACCGAUAGAAAUGAAUGGGAGCAAGCUUUCGGCUGCAGCUCCACCAUUCAAUCCAGGUGCCUUCCCUUUGACUCACCCAUUAAACUCAGUUGCUGUCACUGGUGUCUACGAUGUAAUAGCCAACCAAGGCAUGCUCGCAGAGGCAGUGGGAUUCCCAUCAGUUGCUGCCAGAGUUCCUUGUGGGCCUAGAUCACCUCUAUAUUACAAACUAAGCCAUUCUUUCCGCAUGAAACAUGGGUUUUUGAAAUACCAAAGGCCCAUCCCUGAAAGGACUGGACUUGGUUGUGCAAGAAUCAUGAAUCCAGAUGCACCUGAAUUUAUUCCCAGAAAAUCUUGGCAAACAAAUCAUACAAGUGAAGAUUCAAAAGUUUCAACUGAUCCAAGUUGUUUGGCAGAUAGUAAUAAGGGAUUCUCCACAGAAGAGAAGCGCGAGGACAAGGACAAGGACAAGGACAAGGACGCAAAUGUGGCCAAGGAUAACAAAUUCAGAAAAAGCUCUUCAGAUGCAGAGAAAGCAGAGCUAGCAAGGCAGAUGCUACUUAGCUUCAUUGUAAAGUCAGUUCAGCAUGAUUCUGAUCCUGCAGAUGACAAUCCAGUUAGCAAGAAGGCAGCUGAGUUUCCAGAAAGUUCUGCUGAAGCAUUUGCUAAUGACAGUGCAAUAACAAAAAUUCUUUAUGGGAAUGAAGGAAAGACAACCCUGGUUUCACAAGCUCAUAAUAACGAAGAGCCAAAAUCACCAGAUGUAAAUAAGAAUAAGCAUGGUGAUGGAGAAGGAUUUGUGGUCGUUACAAAGAGGAGAAGAAGCCGACAGCAAUUCACAAACAGGGUAAGCGGGCUGUACAACCAGCAAUCGAUCUGUGAGUCAGUCCGUUGAAGAUAAAGAGGAGAGAUGAAAAGAAGCCAUAGGGCAGGUCUUCUCCUUUACAUAUCCCAGUAUAAGUGUGGUAGAGAUCUCUUCACAUCACAAUUUUAACAUUGUAGACAUGUCUGAGAAGCAAUGUAGUAGAGGUUCAAAGGCUCGUUGUAUUUGCUAAAUGCAAUCAUGAAGUUCACCGAUGAUUGGUUCAAUUUUUGUUGAUUAAGAAGCCCUUGUGGGAUGUUUAACAAUGUAUUUAGAGGUUUGUUUUUCUCUUACCCAGAAAUUUUGUUGAAUAAUGAAAAAUCUAAUAGGUUUUUGUCACCUUUUCAAUUUUAUUUGCUUUAUGGUUGAAACCUUUGAUGUUAUUCUUUUCUAA
Ilex paraguariensis (yerba mate) is the source of this 4276-nucleotide messenger RNA. Lineage: Eukaryota; Viridiplantae; Streptophyta; Magnoliopsida; Aquifoliales; Aquifoliaceae. The record is from the annotation of a GenBank genome assembly.